GGUUUCAAAACCAGACUCCGCCUCUCCAGCAAGCGCACCCACCUUAUCCGCCAGCAACACAGUGCGCCAGGAGGCGAGAGCACAGGCGCGUGGCACACCGGGGAGCGGGCACGUCGAACCAGGAGUGGCAUCCUCGGUACUUUUUCGGAGAAAAGACGGUCUUUGGUUCGGGGAAAAACCCCGCAUUAAGACCUCUUACGACUGAGGGGAGGUCUUGUUCAUUCUGUCAGCCGUGGAAAGAGAACUCAUACCUUAACCGGUGGUGGAGAGAAAGAUGCGGUUCCAGUCCGACUCUGUGCGCCAGGCGGUCCGCCUCAGACUGUGGUGAUGCCCGCCGUGCGGGGAUCACCGCCCAGCAGCAGCAGCAGCAGGAGAAAGAGGAGGAGGAGAAGGGGGUGGGGGGGGGGGUCACGACAACAGUGCGUCGGGGGGCCGAUGAGGAUGAUGGUAAGGUCGGGAUCAUGGCAAACGGAACCGGUACCAUCAUGUUGAAAUGCGUCGUGGUCGGAGACGGUGCAGUGGGAAAAACGUGUCUCCUGAUGAGCUAUGCCAAUGACGCCUUUCCAGAGGAGUAUGUACCCACAGUCUUUGAUCAUUAUGCAGUGAGUGUCAACGUCGGUGGAAAGCAGUACUUGCUGGGACUGUAUGACACAGCUGGUCAGGAGGACUACGACCGCCUGAGGCCCCUGUCCUACCCGAUGACCGAUGUCUUCCUCAUCUGCUUCUCGGUGGUAAACCCAGCCAGUUUCCAGAAUGUGCGGGAGGAAUGGGUGCCCGAGUUGCAGGAGUAUGCACCCAGUGUUCCCUACCUGCUCAUUGGCACCCAAAUUGAUCUUCGUGAUGACCCUAAGACCAUUGCCAAACUGAAUGACAUGAAGGAGAAGCCCAUACCUACUGAGCAGGGGCAAAAACUAGCUAAGGAGAUUGGUGCAUGUUGCUAUGUGGAAUGUUCAGCGUUGACCCAGAAGGGUCUGAAGACGGUGUUCGACGAGGCCAUCAUCGCAAUCCUGACCCCCAAGAAAAAGAAGGGAGCUCUGAAGAGAAGACUGGGACCCCGUUGCAUCAACUGCUGUCUGAUCACGUGAUCCAUAAACCCAAAGAUCAUUCAGCAAGCAACCAUUAACCAAACCUGGACUGGAGAAGACAGAAGACAAAGA
This is a messenger RNA of Etheostoma spectabile (orangethroat darter), 1157 nucleotides long. Its product is annotated as rho-related GTP-binding protein RhoQ. The record is from RefSeq and is a predicted model, not a curated record. The coding region runs from base 462 to 1085 and encodes 207 amino acids. Gene Ontology annotation, molecular function: GTPase activity; GTP binding. Gene Ontology annotation, biological process: small GTPase-mediated signal transduction. NCBI's taxonomy places the organism in Eukaryota, Metazoa, Chordata, Actinopteri, Perciformes, Percidae. The transcript has 5 exons.